CGUCGAAGCUCUCGUAUCACGUAUCACCAAAUAUCCACCCGCCAGCUUCUUCUUGUAUCAUACUAUUCAUACUUAUGCUUAUGCUCAUACUCAUACUCAUACACUCAUACUCAUGAAGACAAUUCAAGCUUGAAGCUUGUUCUUACAAUACGUUUUCAACAUCUUUCAGGAUGGGGUUCGACAACUUCAUGCUCUACCUCGAUGAGACUAUUACAGGUGUUCUCAGUGACUGGGACAUUUAUUCCACCUUAAUUAUUACGGCUCUCAUCGGCUUCUUUGCUUUCAAGGUUAUAACAUCUCGCGAUCCGGAUUCACAUCCUAUGCUCUUGGCCCGUCAAUCACAAGCAUCGUCAGUUAGACAAGAAGGACAAUCUGCCAUCUUCAGAAAUCAUGCUGCUCCUCAUGGCAUGCCACUCAACUCAGGGCUUCAUGUUAAAGACCCUGGUGACUCGAAAUGGACUCCAGGUCGCAAUGGUGAUUUAAGGGAUAUAUGGCGCAGGGCUGUCACUGGAGCUGUUGACAGAGAAGGGAAAGAGACUGGAGAAAUCGGUAACAUCAUGACAAUAUAUGGUUCCGAUAAACUUGUUACUCACAAGCUUGGUUUGUGCAGCUUCGUUGAGGAUUAUUAUUUUCACCUUACUGACUUUUAUGCAGCCGAUGUUACUCGUCAGAUCAAUCUGAUUGGCCAACAUAUUAAGCAGAAUGGAGGAAACAACAUUGCCAUAUAUUUACCAAACUCUAUCGAAUACCUUGCAGCAUUGUUCGCUUGUGCAUUUUACGACCUCAAUGCGAUACUCUUACCAUAUGACGAGUCUCCCGAAAGUUUACUAGAAUUAAUAAAAAGGGCCAAAGCGGAUACAGUUAUUGCUGCUGUUGGUUCUUUUCCGUUUGAUGUGGUAGCUAAGUCCUAUCCAGCUUUGCAGCAAAUGAUAUGGGUGGUGGAUGAUGGCAGCAAGCAUAUGGACUGGAAUGAAGUACCGAAAGGCACUGGAGGAGCAGUGAAUGUUUCUACCUGGCAAGAGAUUCUCCAAGAUCAGGAGGCUCAUGCAGGUUCCGAGCUACCUGCUGUUGGCAAGACUGGCAAGGAACCUAACAAGGUUGUUGCAUUCUGGCCUAACGGAGAACUUGUGGAAUUCACUCAAUCAGUAUUGGUAGCCGGAGUGUCGGGUCAACUGGCCUCCAUACCCACGGUUCAGCGUAUUACAUCUAAAGACCUCUUUCUCUCCGCAGAACCUUUGUCAUUGAUCUACCCUUUGAUCUUAACCCUUUCAGCACUUUACUCAAACGCUUCCAUAGCCUUGACGUCUGUUUCCAUCAAGGACCCUGAUCUCGUCCUGGCAACAAAGGGAACAUCACCAACAAUUGUUGUUGCCUCGUCCACCACCCUUGCGAAGCUUCAUGCCGAAACCAAGGACAACCUAACUUCAUCACUCUAUCAAGUCGUUCACUGGUUUCAAACUCAGUCUUUAGUACAGCAUGGUGUUAUGCCUAUCGCCACUGUCUUUUCCCGCAUGUACGAUCACCUUCUUCCAAUCAUUGGCACAACACCCGGCAAGCUUCGUCUAAUUUACGUUUCGGAACCCAUUGGCGUCCCGUCAACACCCUUAAGCGCCGAAAUGCUCUCAGAUCUACGUAUCUACACAGGCUCAAGAAUCAUUUACGCUCUCACUGCGUCAAAGGUAGCAGGUGCUGUAUCACAAACCGGUAUUUAUGAUUACAGAGUAGACGAUGGUUCGGAGAAAUACUCGCACUUUGGAGCACCUCCACCAUCCGUGGAGAUCUUUUUGAAGGAUACCAAGGAGUACCAGACUUCUGAUACAUCCUCCGUCGGAGAGGUAUAGUCACCCUUUUUCGUCCCUUUCCAUCCGUUUGUCUUGUUUCACAAGUAAACAUCUACUAACAAUAGACAAUAGAUCAUAGUAGGAGGUCCUGCCGUCGCGGGAGGAGAAGCACACUUGGGUAUUGCAGGGAAGAUAAAACCAGACCACACACUCGCCCUACUCUCAUAAUAUCGUGUAGUGUUUAUUGUGCAUAUUGAUCGAACCAUCCAUACCAUAUUUAUCUAUCAUGUCAAAUAAAAGCUAUAUUCAUAAUCAAACUCCUAGCUAUCCGAAACCAUCAUAUUUCAGGUUCAUUAUCAGUACUGUAU
This is a messenger RNA of Sclerotinia trifoliorum, 2149 nucleotides long. Lineage: Eukaryota; Fungi; Ascomycota; Leotiomycetes; Helotiales; Sclerotiniaceae. The record is from the annotation of a GenBank genome assembly.